CAUAAAAAAAAAUGUCUAUUGCAUUACAUAUACAAUGGGAUCAAGAAGCACUCCUUCAGAUUUCCGGCUUUAAGACGCGACGUGUUAUCAACCGUGCGUACACAACGUGACCUCACCUGUACUAGCGCAAACAACGUGGAGAGUCCAACUUGAAACAAGCUUUCUUCAUUUCUUCCGGAAUCAAAGGCAUGGCUACUGAAGAGGAUGUGUUUAAGAAGGCGCGCAGAACUCGUACGAUUGAGCUAGACUUGUGUCAGUUUCCAGCCUGGGUCGGUGAAGCAAGCGAUGCUGUUUUACUCGAGCUGUUUGCGAUUGGUGUUAAAGUCAAGGAAUCGAUCACGAUAAACAUCACUGAAACCCCAGAUCACAUCCAGAACAUUGUGGGCGAGAAACUUAAGCCAGUUUACGACAAGGUUGGUGAAAUUUCGCAGAAAUUUGUUGCGGUACAAAACGAGGUCACCACAUCUUUAACGAAGAUGCACACUGGUGUGUCGGAAAUGCAAGUCAAACUCGUUAGCGAUAUACACGAAGUGGCGAGCAAAGUUCCAUCAUUGGAAUCGCUAAAUACCACGCUGGGAAAAAGGAUAGACGCCAUUCAGUCGUCGAUUAGACAUUCUGAUGACAACUUGACGAAACUAGUAACUAAAUACGAGAAUCCUGCGAUAAAAGGGGCCUUGGGAGAAGACAGAGUGGAGUCAAUUUUACAAGCUUACUUUCCUACGUACACAAUCUACAGCGUCGCCAGCCAAGGACGCAAAGCGGACAUUCAGAUCACGUCUGCGCACUCGCGGCAGAAAUACCUCGUCGAAGUGAAAGACCGCCAAAAUGAAGUUCCAGCAAAAGAUAUUGAAAGAUUUGAGAAAAAUGUGGUGGAGAACAAAGAUUUCAAGGUCGGCAUCUUAUUUUCUCUAAGAAGCGGUAUCAGUGUUCGGGCAAGUCAAGGUCGGUUUAAAAUCAAGUAUCAAGACGAGCAAUACUACAUCUACGUCCCCAACGCCAUCACAGGCCUCACUGACGGCCAAAAUCUGAUAAUCUGGAUUGUCCUAUUGGCAGACCAGUUGGCUAGUUUGAAUCAAGGUCUCAAUAACAAGCAAACUGAGGCGGUCGAGAAUUUGCUUCAAGAAUUUCAGCAAAGUGCGGAGGCAAGUAAAAACUGCCGAACCCAUUUGAACGCCCUCAGAGGAAGCGUUGAGGCCUUGGAGAAAGACUUGGUGCCUUUGUUAAAGUUGAUCGACAAUGCAAAGAGAAAAUUGAACCGUGCACUUAAUAAGGACGGUUAAGUUGAAACAAACCAUAAGACUAUAGUUCAUUAACAUUUAGAAAACUUUUGUAUUUUGAUUUUUGAUGUAUAGCGAUCAUGAAUGCCAACGUUAAUAAGUAUAUAGUUGAAAACAAACUGUAUUAGCUAAUUCAUAAUU
Messenger RNA from Dendronephthya gigantea, 1418 nucleotides. RefSeq lists its product as uncharacterized. The transcript has a single exon. The coding region runs from base 189 to 1280 and encodes 363 amino acids. Lineage: Eukaryota; Metazoa; Cnidaria; Anthozoa; Malacalcyonacea; Nephtheidae. The record is from RefSeq and is a predicted model, not a curated record.